GAUGGCGUCUAAUCUGCGAUCCGCAGAACCCUUACAGAGGGACUUGGACUGUUAGUGUUUGGCCACUACUGUCAAAUGCGCUACACAAGUUGGUUUAAUCCCCACCUCUAACUGACUGCAUGGCCCUCCCUGAGCAAGUCACUUAACAGGCCAAAGCUCAUCUUAUCUUAAAAUGCAGGCCCCUCUAUGAGGCUGGCAUCCAUGAAGCUGAGUGGGCUCCUGGUGCCUUUGUAGCCAGCAGGCCCCUGAAUGCCUUUCCUCUGCUCUCUUCCUCCGACUUCCACUGAGCUCAGCACAAUCCCACCACAUCCUGACUUCCAGCUCCAUCUGAUUAACUCUUACUUGUUUGGGAGUCGGAUGGCCCUCCAGGCUACGAGAGAUGUCUCUCUGUCUUUUUUUUUUUCUUUUGUAGCUCGCAGGGGCGCAGCCAGGCGUGCUGUCACAAGCUCCCGGGCCGUUUACAUCACUUCCUAAAUUCAUCUCAUAGAUUGCUCUUAAAAUUAGGUAAGAAAAACAGAGUCAGGAAACAGGAAAUGUUGACUCUGAUGUCGGUGAGUAACUGAGUGAGGAAACCAGAGCACAAUGGUAUUAUGCCCGCACUUGACCGGAGUACAGGGAGACGCCACGAGAGGGAAAUGGUCCUGCUGGCAGUGUUGCUCGUGAGCAUCAUUGUUGGAACGGUGCAUUCUGACAACAAUGACCUCAAUCCCAAUGCUACUUCUACUAAGCACAGCUUGGUUUCCAUCGCCACCACAGGGCUAUCCACCACCACGGGACGUUUGUUAACGUCAAGAAGCCCUCUGAUUCAUUCAAGCGACAUAUCAGGAAAUCUUUCAGAGAACGUCCAAUCAUUUCACGGCAUCUUCCGCCGGGUAAUCAGAAACCAUACAGAAAAUUCCAAAGCCGCGAACGAAAGCUGGACCAAUGACACUCAAUCCUCAAAUACUCAGCACCCCUGGUCAAACAUUCUGCUGUACGCCCUUCCUGGCGUCAUCCUCAUUCUGUUGGGACUUGCGCUGGGAUUGCUCGUUUCAUGUUGUAAAGGCAGAGCGAAGACUAAAGAGUAUGAGAAAGAAUUGGAGCCUCUGCGAGGUGAUGAUAUGGACGCCGAUAAGCCAGACAGCCCUAAGUUUGAAGAUGACAUCCCUUCUGUUCUGGAGUUAGAGAUGGAGGAUCUUGAAAAAUGGAUGAACACUCCCCAAAAAGAAUCUCAGCCUGGUGUGUUACCUGCAGCUAAAGAAGAACAAUCAAAAGAAGAAGAAUCCUGAAGUGUCAGAGCACAUUAGCUUUUUUUUCUGGAGAGCUGGCAGUGGUCCCCUUUGCAGGACAUAUGGCUGCCUUUCUUCCAGCUGCUGCCAUUGCAAGCCAUCUGAGUAACACGCAGGGCAUGAGGAGGUCAACGUGCCUUCAGUACGCCGACCAGCGAGAGCACAAGCCGCUUUUACUGUCUGCCAGUGACUCUUACAGCAAUUUCAGAAUGAAACGUUUGUGUUGCUUUUCCUUAUGUGCCAAAAAGCAUGGUGGUCCAGCCAAUCGAUGUUCAUUUUAUAUAGUGCCUUUGCCAGUAUGGACCAUCAUAAUUUACAUUACAAAGCCAAGUGUAAUGCAAUACAAAGCCUUCCUGCAGAACCAUUUCAAA
This is a messenger RNA of Erpetoichthys calabaricus (reedfish), 1639 nucleotides long. It is a transcript of the gene tmem154, whose product is annotated as transmembrane protein 154. The record is from RefSeq and is a predicted model, not a curated record. Lineage: Eukaryota; Metazoa; Chordata; Cladistia; Polypteriformes; Polypteridae. The transcript has 6 exons. The coding region runs from base 591 to 1268 and encodes 225 amino acids.